Messenger RNA from Pocillopora verrucosa, 4917 nucleotides. RefSeq names its product potassium voltage-gated channel subfamily A member 7-like. Gene Ontology annotation, biological process: protein homooligomerization; potassium ion transmembrane transport. Gene Ontology annotation, molecular function: protein binding; delayed rectifier potassium channel activity. The record is from RefSeq and is a predicted model, not a curated record. Gene Ontology annotation, cellular component: voltage-gated potassium channel complex; membrane. Lineage: Eukaryota; Metazoa; Cnidaria; Anthozoa; Scleractinia; Pocilloporidae.
CCAAGUAAGGACAGAAGCCAUCGGCUCAACGUAAAAGGCAAAAUCUACAUGAUUUGAUGCGAGGAUCGUUGGACUUCCGCGCCCAGUGAAAAGAAUUGUUGGCAUCCAUCGGUGUUGAUUACGCAUGUGUACAAAGUUUGCGGUAACGGUGGCCGAAGUAACGCGACAUUCAAGAUUAAUCUGUAGGCCUACUGACGGACGGUUACUCUCGUUGUUGUGACAUUUUUGAUGUUGACGACUGCCGCUACUUCUGCCUCGACCAGUUCGGACCCGAAUGGAGCACCGGGCAGUAGCUACCGAGGGUAUAAAGUGUUGAUGGAAAAAUACGAUGGCCUGACGAAUUACAUUCCUUCCAAUAUGGACGAUCCCAUCGUUUUAAACGUUGGAGGGAAACGCUUCGAGACUUACGAAGAAACGCUUGCAAGAUUCCCCGACACUUUGCUCGGCUCCAAGAGUCGGAGGUCUAAAUUUUACAACAGCAGACGGCAGGAAUACUUUUUCGAUAGACAUCGCUCGGCAUUUGACGCAAUUCUUUAUUAUUAUCAAUCCGGUGGAACUCUUAUAAGGCCAGAGCAUGUUCCCCCGCAUGUAUUCAUAAACGAAGUUGUCUUUUAUGAUCUGCCAGAGGAAGCUGUUCAAGUUGUUCAACUUGAGGCAGGCAUAGCAGACGAGCCCGAAGAACAACCGAUGCCAAGUAAUUACUACAUGGGAAUCAUUUGGAACGCGUUGGAAUACCCAAACUCAUCGAAAGUGGCCAAAUUUUUAGCCAUUUUUUCUGUGUUAGUAAUCACUCUGUCUUUAAUAAUUUUCUGCGUCGAGACUUUGCCAACUUUUAAAGUGCCAAACCAAGAUCGACCGCCAAAUGCUACAAAUGAAUGGAAACCACCUCCAAACCCUUAUGAUGCAGUGUGGUUCCAACUUAAUACGUUUGUCAUCGUAUGGUUCACAGGAGAGUAUGUUAUUCGCUUCAUUUGCUCCCCGCAAAAAUUGAAAUUUUUACUGGGUGCUUUGAACCUCAUUGAUUUAUUAUCCAUUUUGCCUUACUAUGUACAACUCGGACUUAAAGAAGAUGACUCUUCCAUCUCCGUGCUGCGCGUAGUGCGUGUGGUGCGCGUGUUUCGAGUGUUUAAACUCUCGCGUCACUCGCGCGGGCUUCAAAUAUUGGGAAACACGCUGAAAGCGAGUUUGAAUGAGCUGAUUAUGUUAAUGUUCUUCUUAGCAAUUGGCGUUAUGAUAUUUGCAAGUUGCGUCUACUACGCCGAAGGAGGGCCUGAAAGUGAUGGUUUUCAGAGCAUUCCACACGCUUUCUGGUGGGCAGUUGUCACUAUGACCACUGUGGGGUACGGAGAUGUGUCCCCCGUCAGUUUACCAGGCAAGAUCGUGGGUGCCCUGUGCGCUAUCUCAGGGGUGCUAACUAUUGCCCUGCCUGUACCUGUAAUCGUGUCCAACUUCGAGAACUUUUACAACAAAGAGAUGAACCGACGAAAGGAAGAGGAACUCAAAAAGGCUGAAGAAGCUCGAGAAAAGGGAGAGGCUAAAAAGUCCGGUCUGAACAGCAGAAAGCAAUCCAUGGAACUCGAAAACAUGGAUGGUAAGACUCCCAAGUCACCCAAAGAUGUAGUGGUUUGUAGCGUGAACAACAAAGACGAAAAUUCGACCGAUAAGACUCAUCCAACACGGAGGUCAGUUGAGACUGUGUGACGAACUGUAUCACGUGAUGCAUGUCACGUAAUGCACAAUGUGUCACGCUGAAUUUCACAUUUGAGAACAUGGAAAGACUUUUAUUCAAUGAUAUAUUAAUCCUAUUACCUGCAAGAUAAACUGCUCAAAGCAAGAGUGGAUUUCAACCUUUAUCCCUCAAAUUGAAGAGGGGGUUGUUUCCUUUAGGAACAGCUGGCGUCGAACAUAUGAAUUGGAAGGAAACUAAGGGGAAAGAUUAUCUGUAUUCACAGCAAAUCAGAAACCAAAUAAGGAAAAGCUAUUACGCCAAAUAUUCGAUGCUCUUAGUUCAAUAUUAUGCAUAAAUGUAGACCGGGAGUAGAUUAUACGGCAUAGGCGUCGAGGAAAAUCUGAGGAAAUUUGGUCGUCCGCUUAAUCAAGCUUGAAAACACAAUAUGAACGCACAAAUAGUGGCUGUAGUAUCCGCAAUAUACCAAUUCAGUCACAAGAAAGGAAAUUUGGACCUAGCAUUCUGAGCACUCGCCUACUGUUAGUAAAUACACCCAAACUUCUAUGCCGCCUGGGAAUAGCCUCUCGACUUUUUAUCACCAACGGCCCGAUCCAUAAAUUUGUUCCAAGUUUUAGAGGAUUCUUCGAACGAUUACAGUUGUGCACUGUAAAGUAGAUAUAACAUGCCUUUAGCAUUAUUCACCCUUCUGGUUCCCACCGGUUAAAUGUGGCAAACUGUGGUAUUAACUAAGAAGAAACUUUCUAGAUCUCGGUGGAGAUGGACUUAAAACCAGUUUUUGAAACUGCAAGGUCGUUACACGAAGUAGUCACUAGCACUGUGCUGAGAACACAAUCUCGAAAAACAGAGCAACACGAUUUUGUCCAGCUUCUCGUUGAAGGCAUCUAGCAUGUUAAAAUCUUGAGGUACACGCAGCAACGUUUGUCUUCGGGUUCUGCACCUGGGUCUAAUGGGGAAACAAGUCCUCUUAGACACUCUUGGUGAAGUUGAUAGAAGUGGAAAUGUGGCCAGUUGAGAUUCUUGGUGAAAGUGUGUACCUAUCUAUCGAUGAACAUCUAUCUAAUGCUUGGGAAACAAGGAAAUUAGCUGAAAUAAUAAGAGUGCCCACAACAGAACGGGGGACGCUGAGUUUGAAGCUGAGGAACAAGACGUCAGUUAGAAUUCUAGGUUCUAAGGCGGUAAAGGACGAGGACGGUAAAUUUGAGAAAAAUAACGAAAAUUCAAUCUUCCUCUCUCAGGAACAUUAAUAAGUGGUGAGGAGAAACAUCUCGUAGCUAAUAGUCCUUCUUUGAUCAAUUAUCAAAGAUAAAACCGAUUCAAACCAGGUCUCAAAAGACCUGUUUAACCCAUUUUAUAAACUUGAAUAUAUGAUUCGACAUUUUUUAUUCCUGUAGAGAGAGCGGCAGCUCAAUAUGUGCUCAUUAACAGUCUCCAAUGCAGCAGGUAGUAAAUAGAGAUGUUUUCAAAAUCGGUGUUUUUAUUAGCACACAAUUUUUGGUAUUUUAGCCUCGUACCAUUUAAAUUAUCAAUUGAUAUCUUUAUUUAGCUACAUAUCCCUUUUAUUCAGGGGUAAAUUUCAACUGAAUCCCUUACAACUUUGCUUUCUUAGCAAUAUUGCUUCAAGUAACACGAUAUGAUAAAGGUGUAAAGCCCAUAAUUGUAUACUUGUGCUGCUCAAUAAUGAGCUAUAGCAUUUGGUAGAGUAACUUAAUAUAAAAAUUUAAAGAAAGUUUCUCAUUGAGCAUGAAAUACACAUUCAAAUUUAGAUUUUUUUUUUGGAUAUAUUUUUUAACACUACAGAAUAACUCGAACUGAUUUUGGUAAAUUUUUUAGUUAAUAAUUUCGUUUCUAAACGAUUGGUUGACAAUUGUCAGUGAAUAAGCUUGGCUUGUCAUCCAGAUAUUGGCGAGAAGGGUAAAAACAUUGUAAUAUGUCAGUAUGAAUAAUACUGAAGUUAUGAUGGUUACCAGGAAAUCUAUGCGGCUUAUUUGUGUCAUUGGAUAAAAAAAAGAAAGGGCCUUCUCUAAAACUGACUUGAGGGAAACGAGUCGCCAACUGAAUGAUGCUUGGGUUAAACUUGCGUGACAAAAAGACAAGCUCAACUGAAUCUAUGUGGGAAGAUGUUGUCAAUAUCAGCUAGUCUUUGAUCUUGCAGGAUAGUAUUUCAAACACAGUAUGAAACUACUCCCAUGUGAAAGUAAGAGGCUCGCGUAAUGUAAGCAAAUGAAAAUCUCUAUCUUUUGUGGCGAUAUAAGUCGCUCUCUUGUUCAGACUGUCGUUUGUUACACACGCCAGUCUUUGGUUUAUAGUUCACUUAGUUACUCUCUUUCCUAGUUAUAGAAAAAAAAUUAACAGGCUUCUGCAGUUGCAUGAUAAAAAAGGUAUCUUUGCUAGAGGAAUAAAAACGAUCAUGAAGUCUUUCUCACAUUCGCAUUGGUCAGAAAAAUUGACCGUAAUACGUAUGCUUUUUUAUAAGAAAGCUAAGAAAGGAAUGUAGAGGAAUGAUUUAAAGUGGCAGCUAAUUGAAUUUCAUAACUUACACGUUGUUUUAUUACAGCUGAGACGGCAGGUUCGCCUCUUAGUGGUCUGCGGUAUGCAGUGUGCGAAUCACGACCAAGCUUAACCUUGUACUUAGGCUCCUCUCUGCCAUGUAAAAGGUUAUCUGGGUAUGGGGGGGGGAAGUGAUAAAGAGCCUAGGAGCAAAGUUGUCUCGAGCCUUGAUAUCGGUCAUUUUAUUAUUUCUUAUAACUUCUGUAAUAUGGGGCUUAACUUAAGGGGGCACUUUCGUUUCCAUCAGGAAGCAUGAUACUUGAAACACCGAACAAAGGUUUGAUUUACCAGGUUUCUGUUCCCAGAAAUAGUUUUAGAUUGCGAUAAUUUGUAUCAGAUGUCACUUUCCUUUGUGCAUUACGAGACCACAUCAGAUGAAAGUGCUCCCUUAUGAUAAAUUUCUUAGAUCCGUUCAUUAUUUUGAGCAACUGUAUUUUUCAAGGCAUGUUUAUGUCACCUUAUUUAGAAUUUUUAUUCUUAUUUGAAACAUGCAAUUUCUUGUUAAUCUUAAACACUCGACCGAUUCUCGUCUCUCAUCGGUUAACACCGUCGCACACUGCUUAUGUCACUAUAAAGCAAGAAGUAAUUUCAAACAAUUUUUUUAAGUACAAAUUUUAUAUUGCAGUUUAAGUCGUGGGUUGGCAAAACACCUUGGCGUUAUAGGUGUGUUUGUAACUUAU